Microthlaspi erraticum is the source of this 3396-nucleotide messenger RNA. The record is from the annotation of a GenBank genome assembly. Lineage: Eukaryota; Viridiplantae; Streptophyta; Magnoliopsida; Brassicales; Brassicaceae.
AUGUUGGUUGUUUCAUUUUGGUAUCAGAGCCUAGACGGUUUUAGGACUAGGCCGUGGAGGUCGGGGCCGAGAUUGUGGACUUCGGCGGAUUCGGGAGAGAGUGUGGUGCCGACGACUGCGUCGGUGACCCAGUCGGUAUCCGUGGCGAGUGAGGCCAGUGUGGAUGCGAGUGUUGGUUUGGGAGCGGGGGCUGCUCCGGGUUGGGGUGGUGCUCCGGCUCAGGGUCUUGAUGACUUAGUGGUGGGUUUGCUGACGCAGUUAUUGGCUCGUUUUCCGCCAGUGGUUCCACAAGGGGCUCCGGGAGUACCUCCAGUGGCAGAGGUGCAGCAGAGGGCUGCGGGAUUUGUUCAGCCUGCAGGCUGUGGGUUUGAUGGUGCCGUCCUAUUUGGAUAUGUGGGGCACAUGCAGAGGAUUGGUACGCCGUACUUUGAGGGCGGAGUUAGCCCAGAGGCGGCAGAUGAGUGGCGUCAGAGAUUGGAGCGGAAUUUCCAGUCUAUGACAUUUGUGGUGGCAGGCCAUCGAGGGCAUAAUUUGGGCGGUUUUGAGUCCCACGUUUUAUUCGACUCUGGAGCAUCGAAUUGCUUCAUUACACCGGAGCGUGCCGAGAAGAGUGGCAUCCGGAGUAGCGCGGGCGAGAGCGCGGGCAUGGUCAAGGUGGCGGGAGGUGGAUUCUUGUCUACUUUGGGCCGUGCUAGAGGAGUCGAGAUCGAGAUUGCGGGGCAGUCAAUGCCAGCAGACUUAGUCAUCAGUCCGGUGGAGCUGUAUGACGUUAUUCUCGGGAUGGACUGGUUGUCACACUACAGAGUUCAUCUGGAUUGCUACAGAGGUAGAGUGGUCUUCGAGCGAGAUGCAGGGAGGUUGGUUUAUCAGGGAGUGAGACCGACUUCCGGGAGUAUUGUGAUAUCUGCUAUUCAGGCCGAGCAGUUGUUAGAGCGGGGCUGUGAGGCGUAUCUGGCGACGAUUUCUAUGUCUGAGUCAGGAGCUGGAGUUGUUAUGGGAGAUAUUGAGGUUGUCCAGGAUUUUGAGGAUGUCUUUCAGUCACUGAAGGGAUUACCACCAUCUCGGUCUGAUCCUUUCACGAUUGAGUUAGAGCCGGGGACAGCACCGAUAUCGAAGACGCCUUACAGGAUGGCGCCAGCUGAGUUGGCAGAGCUGAAGAAGCAGAUAGAGGACCUUUUGUCUAAGGGAGGUCUUAACCGAGUCACUGUGAAGAACAGGUACCCACUCCCGAGGAUUGAUGAGUUGUUGGAUCAGUUGAGGGGUGCUACUUGGUUCUCCAAGAUUGACUUGGCAUCGGGGUAUCAUCAGAUCCCGAUAGAUGAGGCAGAUGUCAGGAAGACUGCUUUCAGGACGCGUUAUGGGCAUUUUGAGUUUGUGGUUAUGCCUUUCGGUUUGACUAACGCGCCGGCAGCCUUCAUGAGAUUGAUGAACGACGUGUUCAGGGAGUAUUUGGACGUGUUUGUCAUCAUUUUCAUUGACGAUAUUCUGGUAUACUCGAGGAGUCAGGAGGAGCAUGCGACUCACUUGAGGUUGGUUCUGGAGAAGCUUCGGGAGCAGAAGCUUUUUGCUAAGUUGAGCAAGUGCAGUUUCUGGCAGCGAGAGAUGGGAUUUCUUGGCCACAUUGUUUCUGCAGAGGGAGUUUCUGUGGAUCCGGCUAAGAUUGAGGCUAUCAGAGAUUGGCCUAGACCUAGUAGUGCCACCGAGAUCAGGAGUUUUCUGGGUUUGGCAGGAUACUACAGGAGGUUCGUCAAGGGGUUUGCUACCAUGGCGCAGCCGAUGACGAAGUUGACCGGGAAGGAUGUCCCUUUUAUUUGGUCAGCUGAGUGUGAGGAGAGCUUUAGUCAGCUCAAGGAGAUGUUGACUACUACACCAGUGUUGGCGUUACCCGAGCCAGGGAAGCCUUACAUGGUGUAUACAGAUGCUUCAGGCAUUGGUCUUGGUUGUGUGCUGAUGCAGGAGGGCAGAGUGAUAGCAUAUGCUUCGAGACAGUGGCAGGGCAGUGAGCGUAACCGUCCUACACAUGACUUAGAGUUGGGAGCAGUGAUCUUCGCGUUGAAGAUUUGGAGGUCUUACUUGCUAGGUGAGACAGUACAGGUCUUCACGGAUCACAAGAGUUUGCAGCAUAUCUUCACUCAGCCGAUGAUGAACGCGAGACAGACGCGCUGGGUUGAGUUCUUGGCGGACUAUCAGGUGAGCAUUAACUACCAUCCGGGCAAGGCUAACCUAGUGGCGGACGCGUUGAGUAGACGGAGGUAUGAUUCCGCAGUUGAGCGAGAUGUGGAGUCUCUAGUUGGCGAGAUCAGUACCUUGCGUUUGUGUGCCAUUUCGCAGGAGCCUUUGGGUUUAGAGGCAGUGGAUCAGGCGGAUCUACUUAGCAGGAUCAGAGUUGCUCAGCAGAGUGAUCAGAGUUUGCUGGAUGCGACUAGAGUGACUGGUUCUGAGUAUGAGGUCUCUGCGAAUGGGACUAUCUUGGUUCGUGGGCGAGUUUGUGUGCCUAAGGAUGUGGAGUUGAGACAUCAGAUUUUGGGAGAGGCUCAUGCGAGCAAGUUUUCCAUUCAUCCAGGAGCGACCAAGAUGUACCAUGACCUCAAGAGGUACUAUCAUUGGGUCGGGAUGAAGAGGGAUGUAGCAGACUGGGUUGCGAAGUGCAACACUUGUGCCUUGGUGAAGGCAGAGCAUCAGGUUCCGGGUGGUCUUUUGCAGAGUUUACCCAUUCCAGAGUGGAAGUGGGACAGGAUUACGAUGGAUUUCGUGGUUGGACUACCUGUUUCGAGGACUUUCGAUGCUAUCUGGGUGAUUGUGGAUCGGUUGACUAAGUCCGCACAUUUCUUGGCCAUCAAGAAGACAGAUGGAGCUGCUGUCUUGGCUAGGAAGUUUGUGCGAGAGAUUGUGAGGCUGCAUGGAGUGCCAGCUAGUAUUGUGUCAGACCGUGAUCCCAGAUUCACUUCAGAGUUUUGGAGGGCGUUUCAGGCAGAGAUGGGCACUAAGGUGCAUCUGAGUACAGCUUAUCAUCCGCAGACAGAUGGUCAGUCAGAGAGGACUAUUCAGACUUUGGAGGAUUUGCUGAGGAUGUGUGUGUUGGAUUGGGGUGGCCAUUGGGCAGAUCACCUGAGCUUAGUUGAGUUUGCAUACAACAACAGCUUUCAGGCGAGUAUUGGCAUGGCUCCAUUUGAGGCUUUGUAUGGGAGGCCAUGUAGGACACCCCUAUGCUGGACCCAAGUGGGGGAGCGCAGCAUGUAUGGAGCUACUUAUGUUCAGGAGACGACAGAGAAGGUUCGUGUUGUGAGGCUGAACAUGAAGGAGGCUCAGGAUAGGCAGAAGAGUUAUGCAGAUAGACGCAGACGAGAGCUUGAGUUUCAGGUGGAGAUAGAGUUUAUCUCAAGAUGGCUAUGUUGA